Bipolaris zeicola 26-R-13 is the source of this 168-nucleotide messenger RNA. RefSeq lists its product as uncharacterized. The record is from RefSeq and is a predicted model, not a curated record. The annotation marks the transcript as partial. The transcript has a single exon. Lineage: Eukaryota; Fungi; Ascomycota; Dothideomycetes; Pleosporales; Pleosporaceae.
AUGUGCUUCUACCACGCCUACACUCACCAAUGCGGACAUACGCAGAUAGUAUUCCAACAGCUAUGUCCCAAAGGCCAAAUGAUCCAACAAAAAUGCAAACGCGGACACGACGGCGUAAUCAUGGCCACAGUCAAGGUGGAAACAUCCUGUGAGAUGUGCCUGGCAAAG